Fomitopsis serialis is the source of this 1250-nucleotide messenger RNA. Its product is annotated as cytochrome P450. The coding region runs from base 191 to 1165 and encodes 324 amino acids. Gene Ontology annotation, molecular function: iron ion binding; oxidoreductase activity, acting on paired donors, with incorporation or reduction of molecular oxygen; heme binding. NCBI's taxonomy places the organism in Eukaryota, Fungi, Basidiomycota, Agaricomycetes, Polyporales, Fomitopsidaceae. The record is from RefSeq and is a predicted model, not a curated record. The transcript has 11 exons.
AGGAUCGGCUUGUCCUGCGCCAUCCUCGCACUUCUGCUCUAUACCGCUUGGCACAAGUACAAGCGGCGCCGUGCUCGGUCGUGCAUGCAUAUUCGAGGUCCUCCUUCUCCGAACUAUUUGUUGGGGCACAUCGUCGAACUCACUCAUCAAGAUGAAGUAGGCGACCUCGAGUAUCAGUGGAUGAAUCAGUAUGGAUGGGCCUGGAAGAUCAAACACUGUCUUGGGAGAGACGUGCUAUUCCUUGCCGAUCCUAAGGCCUUGCAACAUAUAUUCAGAUCCGGCUACGGCUACUCCCGUACAACCGACUCCAGGUUCAUAUCCUGGCUACUCAUGGGAGAGAGUGUACUGUUUUCUGAUCAUAUGCAACACGCCCGGAUUCGCAGAACCAUGGACCCGGCCUUCAGCACAACUCGCGUACGGGCCUUUUACCGAUGUUCCAACGGUCGUCGAAGAAGCUGUGCCAAAAUGGCAGCAAGAGCUCGCAGGACGUUCCUCAAUGCCGGCCGUAAACGUUUCCCCAUGGUUUUCACGCUUGACGCUCGACGCCAUAUGCGAAGCUGGGUUCGACUUCAACUGCGGCGCCCUUGACGACGACUUGAAUGAAUAUGUGAGUGUGUACAAGGAUAUGUUCCGAGACUCUAUGGUGCACCCUACGCCUGAGUCCCUCUUGUUCCGGCAUUUCUGGCCUUACAUGCCUGAGUCUAUGCUACGCACGCUUGUGCGGCUCCCGGCAAAGCAGUUCGUUCGGAUGCGACAUUCUCUAAGUACGAUCAACCGUCUCUCGGAACGACUCAUCAAGCAGAGAAAGACGGCGGCGAAAACGCAGACUGGGGAUCAAGACGGCGAGCGCGGCAGGGACUUGAUGAGUAUCCUAGUCAGAGCCAAUAUGUCUGAGAAUCCCAAGCACCGCCUGACGGAUACUGAAAUGAUCGCCCAGGUGGCGACUUUGCUUCUCGCGGGGCACGAGACAUCGGCGGGCACGCUGAAUUGGCUGUUCUGGGAGCUCGCGAAGGAUGUCGACUACCAACAGAAGAUUCGGGAGGAGGUCGCGGCGGCUCGCGCGGAUGUCGUCGCCAGGGAGAUACCGAGUUCUCUGUCGCGGAUCUGGAGUCUAUGGUGUACGUCAACGCAGCUAUCAAGGAAAUCAUGCGCCUGCAUCCGAUAGUGUACUUGCUCGUACGAGUGGCAGACAGGGACGAUGUGAUCCCGCUGUCAAAACCCAUUACAACUACCACCGGCGAAACAAUCAG